Linum trigynum is the source of this 267-nucleotide messenger RNA. The record is from the annotation of a GenBank genome assembly. Lineage: Eukaryota; Viridiplantae; Streptophyta; Magnoliopsida; Malpighiales; Linaceae.
AUGAGCGGCGCGCCGCUCCUGAAUCCACCGGCGGCGGGGCAGCAACCAAUGGCACAACAAGGAAUUGGCGGCGGCGUCACUCCUCGUCAGCUUGGCCGUGCGGCGACUAAUCCUUCCGUCACUCCACCACGCGUAGGGCCACCUUCCCCGCCGUCUGAUUUUACCGGCGAAAGCACUGACGGUGGCAACGACUCGCCGGCCGGUAGCAGAGAUUUAAAUGGAAAAGAACGACAACGCUAUGUGGUGAGAACUGAGGGGCGUUGCUGA